Racocetra persica is the source of this 149-nucleotide messenger RNA. The record is from the annotation of a GenBank genome assembly. Lineage: Eukaryota; Fungi; Glomeromycota; Glomeromycetes; Diversisporales; Gigasporaceae.
AUGAUUUUUCAUCUACUAAAAAUCGCUUUUUAAUUUCUCUUGUAUCAUUUGAAAGUCCCAUGCUUUCAACAUACUCUUCAAGAGGUCUUUAUCUGGUUGGCAUCAUUGGCACGAUGCUCAAAGCUGCAAAUAUCAGCCAAUGGUGUAAA